AUGGUCCCUUCAUCCGACCCAGGUGAAGGAAAAAUAGCAAGUGAUAGCCCAACCGCGGCUGCUUGGUUUGCAUCUCAGUCAACAGAAGUAGUAGAAGCUCGCGCUUUGGGUCCCCAGGAUUCAUUUCCCACAGAUGACGAAACGGGACGAAGAUUGGGAACUGCAAACAGUCUUCAAGUUGUCUGUGGGAAGCGAAGAAAAGCGGCUCCCCGUGAUCGCAAUAUUGUGGGUGUGGCGUUGGAUGAAAGAGCUGAAGACUCCAUCUGUGUACAGGCAGACUUCCCAGGUCAGUCAGAAUCCGCAAGUAACAACCUCAAACACGAUUCUGUCUCUGCAUACGCUCCAACAAGCUGCAACAGAGGCACUAUCAAAGGGGCUUCGUACGGAAAAACUCUAAAGACUUCUGCGGAUGAUGAAGUGCGCGGAUAA
This is a messenger RNA of Opisthorchis viverrini, 429 nucleotides long. RefSeq lists its product as hypothetical. The transcript is spliced from 3 exons. Bases 1 to 429 code for a protein of 142 amino acids. NCBI's taxonomy places the organism in Eukaryota, Metazoa, Platyhelminthes, Trematoda, Opisthorchiida, Opisthorchiidae. The record is from RefSeq and is a predicted model, not a curated record.